UCAGUUUAAUUCUUGUUGUCGGAUAGAUCGGUUCUAGUGGACUAAGAAAAGCGGGUCGAUACGUUGUCUAUCUAUCUGUCUGUCUGUCGUCUAUCUCGGUCGAUUGGUCGGUCUGUCUGUCUGUCUGUUUGCUGUCAGUCGCAAGUAAUUUGUCCGCAAAAGCAAAGAACACUACACAACAAAAGAAAAAAAAAACCAAACUCCUCCGAAGUUAGGCGUUAACACAAAAUUGGAUUUGUUGUAGUGUUGUUGUUUUUUUUUUUUACUUGUGCGAGCAAGCGUUAAACUUAAUAACUUGAGCUAACGGUAAACAAAAGAAAUUAAAUUUAAAUCUAAUCAGAAAAAAAAGAAUCGUUUAAUUUCCAACACAAAAGUCAACUAACAAGAAAUUCUUUAAUCAGAAAAACUAACCACAAAAAAUAAGUAAAUUGUGAUAUUAACAAUAACAACAACAACAACAUAAUUUCAAAUAAUACUUGUUGUAACCCAAAACUUGCCAAGCACAACCAAAAACAACAAACAAAACAUGAAUGAUUACUGGCACAUACCACGAGCCUCACUCUCACCAUCCUCCGCAUCAUCUGCUGUGUCAUCGGCAUCAUCAACCCAACGCAGCCAUAGAUCGGUGAACACAUCAAAGCUGACACCCACACACUAUCGGCAGCCACAACAACAACAACAAACCAUGCCACAAUAUUACGAUGAUCACCCAGCACAAAGACAUCAUCAGAAGAGUAAUCAAGCAGGCGGCGGUGGCAGUAGACGUAAUAGUGAAAUGAGUUCAUAUCAUCAUCAUCAUCACCAUUCUCCUUCUCAUGCACAUGCUGUUAGUGCUGCCGGCACUCACAUAAUUGGCAAUAAGAGAGGUUCGAGGUCCUCCCAGGGCAGUAGUGAUAGUAAUAAUAGUACAAGAAGUGCGGCAUCUGGUUCUUUGCUGUUGACAGCAGCAAACUUAGAACGCAUGACCGAAAUUCAACGCAAGCAAGAGAAACAACAACAUUCCCGUCACAACACACACACAAAUGCUGCUGCUGCUGCACCCAGCUCAGUUUAUAGUGCAAAUUUGUUACAUGCCACCAGCCGAGCUGGUGACCACCAGUAUCAUCAGUAUCAGUUGGCCACUGUUUCGGGCGAAUAUGUUGCGGAUGUGGAUCAACCGGAUAAUGUUGCCGCCGGCAAGGGGAUGGCGGGCGGAAAACACACUGCCAUCGACAUUGAUCCCAAUUUGAAUUUUAUCAAAACCAAAGAUUUGGACACUGUGUCCAUAGCAAGCUCAAUGCAUUUCACCAUGGUUAAUGGAGAGGCUGGUGCCAAUAAGAAGACCAAAAAGGGUCUGUGCGAUCGUGGACGCCAAGUGACGGUAUUAAUUAUUAGUAUGAGUACAAUAUUUCUCUUGCUAAUAAUGGGCAUGGUGUACGCGUUGGAAAUGCGGGCCCGUGAAAUGCCUCAAAGUUAACUACAUUUCCACAAAAUUGCUGUAUAAAAGAGUUUACCUCUCCCCCAAAUAGAACAUUUUCAAAAUAACUCCUCCUGUUCAAUGGCAGAGAAGAAGUACAAUUCUCAAGAGAGGCAGUGGAUUCUUAAGAGAGCAAAAAUCAAAAAAAAAAAACUCUUAAGAGAGAACAAUUUAUAGCUGUUUAUGCAGCUGAUAGUAAAACAAUUAUUAAUUUAUAUUUAUAUAAAAAAUUAAAAACAAAAAUUGUUAAUUGAAUAUUCGUCUAUUUUAGUAUUGUAAGUUAUUUAUUUUUCUUAAUUGUAAUGCAAUCAUUUUAUGUGUAAUUUUUAUCGAAAGAAAAAAAUCAAUGAAACUCUCACACAUUCAUAGCAUUCUAUGACAUUUCUCAAUUCGGAGAGUAAAGAAAGAGAAAACAAUGGUAUACAAGAGAUUACAAAAUGUCUCCCUCCUUUUAGCAAAAGACAAGGGAAACGUAAAAUGUUUCUUUUUGUAAGCAUUUUAUUAAAACAUUACACAAGCAAAGAAUUG
This is a messenger RNA of Musca domestica (house fly), 1984 nucleotides long. RefSeq names its product protein roadkill. The record is from RefSeq and is a predicted model, not a curated record. Lineage: Eukaryota; Metazoa; Arthropoda; Insecta; Diptera; Muscidae. Bases 527 to 1456 code for a protein of 309 amino acids. The transcript is spliced from 4 exons.